Molecule: messenger RNA, 2758 nt
Organism: Beta vulgaris subsp. vulgaris (sugar beet)
Lineage: Eukaryota; Viridiplantae; Streptophyta; Magnoliopsida; Caryophyllales; Amaranthaceae
Exons: 3
Coding region: 407-1819 (470 amino acids)
Molecular function (GO): acetylglucosaminyltransferase activity
Source: RefSeq, a predicted model, not a curated record
CUACCUCCAGUAUUUAUUAUUUUAUCUAUUUUUUUUUUUGAAUGUCUCUUAUUAAUUUACAGAUUUCUUUUGUUUCUAUUUUUGAAAUGAGACCACUAACUUUCCACCAGACAUAUAUUACUUUUUAACAAAAGAAUCGGGUAAACUAAUAAAGACGGAAGGAAAUAUAAAUAUAAUCAUAGUUGGAUCUCUACUCGACAAUCUUUGCAAAACCUAUAUUCUCUUAAAACCUGGGUACUCGUGUCCACUUUUUCAUUAAUUUACCCAAGCUGUGACGAUGUGAUCUUUCCUGACCCACCGGGCAGGCGGCCACCACAACUCCAACCUCAAUUCAACAUCCACCCUUUCUUACUUUUCAGUUUUCACCCCCAAAAAACACACAACCACCCAAAAAAAAAAAAAAAACAUGCGAGUUUCAGCGGUGAAAAUCCCAGCUUCUCGGCUAAAACUGAUCCUGAUAACCAUCUUCAGCAUCUCCACAAUCUACCUCCUAAACCGGCAAUCCCUCCUCCUCCUUUGUCCUUCUUCUCUCCCCCCUCCCGAUCUCUUCCUCCGCCAAUCUCUCUCCUCCACUCCUACCACCAUUCCCACUACUCUCCAUCACCUCUUUUUCUCCAUCGCCUCCUCUUCCUCUUCCUUCCCACGUCGUCUUCCCUUCCUCUCUCUUUGGUACUCCCCCAACUCCACCCGCGCCCUCCUCUUCCUCGACAAACCCCCUCUCUUCAAACCCCCUCUCCCUUAUUAUAUCUCCUCCGACACCUCCCAUUUCCCCUACUCCUUCCCUCGUGGCCAUCGUUCCGCCAUCCGUGUCGCUCGCAUUGUUAAAGAAAGUUUUGAACUUUAUGAACCAGAUGUCCGCUGGUAUGUUUUCGGGGACGACGACACUGUCUUUGUCCCCGAGAAUUUGGUGGCUGUUCUUAGUAAGUAUGAUCAUGAGAAGUUGUUUUAUAUUGGGAGCAUUUCCGAGAGUUUAGAGCAGAAUUUAAAGAUGUCUUUUGGUAUUGCUUAUGGUGGUGGAGGUUUUGCUAUUAGUGCUACUUUAGCUAGGGCUUUGAGUAAGGUUUUGGAUUCUUGUUUGAUGCGCUACCCGCAUUUGUAUGGAAGUGAUCAUCGGAUUUCGUCUUGUAUUACUGAGCUUGGUGUUCACUUGACUCUUGAAUCUGGCUUUCAUCAGGUUGAUGUGAGAGGAGACUUGUUUGGUAUGCUUACUGCUCACCCAUUGUCACCUUUAUUAUCUCUUCAUCAUUUGGAGCUUGUGGAGCCUGUUUUUCCUAGCAAGAAUCGGACAGCGGCAGUCCAGCACCUUUUUAAGGCUGUGCGUGUUGACCCUGGUAGAGUUUUGCAACAAACUGUUUGCUAUGACUACACAAGUAAUCUGACUGUUUCAGUUGCUUGGGGCUAUGCCGUUCAAGUAUAUGAAGGCAAUCUACUUCUUCCGGAUAUUCUUGCAUCACAGAGAAGUUUUACACCCUGGAGGAGGCGAGGCAUUAAUAUUCCUGGCCAGUAUGUAUUUGACACUAGGGACUAUCCUCAGGAUCCAUGUAAAAGACCUCUGGUUUUCUUUCUGGAAGAUGUUGCUUCUGGGACAGGGAGAGUCUGGAGCAAAUAUAAGAGGCACAUUACUCACAGUUGUACCCGAGUUGCUGCUAUUGUGAACCUGAAAGACAUAAGAGUGUUUGCCAAGAAGCUGCAAUACAACGUUGGACAGGUUGGGGCACCCCGUCGUGAAUGCUGUGACAUAAUACAUCCCUUUAAUAAAUCAAUGGUCAUUGAUAUCAGGCACUGUGGCUCUAAUGAGUUGAUUGCCAUGAAUGCAUAACUGCAGGAUCACGUAUUACUACGUGUUCCGUGUUUUGAUGAUGUGGUGGUGGAAAUUCAUGUAUACCUGCUUUUUGAAAGACUACAUGAUUUCAUUGUCAAGGUAAUGACUUUCUUCUUGCCACCAUUGUACUGUCCGGCAUUAGUGGGUCAUUUGUCAAUGAUGGCAUUUUAUGCAGCUUAGUUAUUUGUAAGAUGCAUACCGUUAAUAUCUAUCCAUGUAAAGUUACGGCUACUUGUUCAAUGAUGUUAGUACUUCAAACAAAUCAGCAUGGUGGUUUUGAGAGGAAAUUACAAAUUUGCGAAAUUUGACGGUUGACUCGGCUCUAUCUGGAUCCAGCACUUGAUUCGUUUAUGCUUCAUCCCCUGUGGAGGAGGGUUCCAACUUUUUCAAGGACUGGAAGAGCUUCAUUUUAGAUCAAAAACUCGAUAACUAUCAGCUUAGACUUUCUUUCUGAAUAGGCAGAUAGGCUUGCAUAGUUGCAUGCCUGCCAGUCUGUUAUCAGUCCUACAAUUAAACUUACGAAAGGGGUGAAUUUUGGAGCGGCUUAAGGGUAUCUGUCUUCAAUUCCCACGCACCGAGGCAGGUGAAGACAUGCAACUUCCAUUUUCAAUGUAUGCCGUCCUAUGUUACAAGAAAUUUCAAGAUGAAGAAGCUAGCCCAAAUCUUAUAAAAUAUUUUUGUAGUUAGGAUAUUAUCAUUGGAUGUGUAUUAAUUCUCUUGAAAAAAUUUGGUUUAGGUGGAAAAGUAUGUAGUGUUUCAAAAUAGCAUGCUGACUUGUCAAUUACCUUAGUCCCCAUAUAACGUUGUUGAUACUAUCCUAUAUGGGUUAAGAGUAUGAGUAGAGGAAAACAAAUUAUGUGGUUCUCCACUUCUUCUCACAUUGAGGAGCUUCAUUUUUCUCAUAACUCUCCCAGAAAGUUGAGCAACUUAUUUGUC